Molecule: messenger RNA, 1237 nt
Organism: Felis catus (domestic cat)
Lineage: Eukaryota; Metazoa; Chordata; Mammalia; Carnivora; Felidae
Gene: CALML6
Product: calmodulin like 6
Exons: 4
Coding region: 578-1054 (158 amino acids)
Cellular component (GO): myosin II complex
Molecular function (GO): enzyme regulator activity; calcium ion binding
Source: RefSeq, a predicted model, not a curated record
CUCCCGGGAGCCGGUGAAGCGCCCUGGUCCUGUCUGUCCCACCCCCUCUUGCCUCCACCCCAUGGCCAGCUGUCUCCUCCCUGGGCUGCAGACCCCCAGCCCCUUCUGCGAGGGGUGGGGGUGGGGGUGCUCCGGCCUGGUGUGUUCUCCCCACCUGCCUUCAGAGAGUGCCUGCGAAGCAUCUGGCCCGCGGGGAUACGAGAGUGUCACCUGGCCAGGGUGGGCAUCCCAAAGAACCCUCGCAACUGAAGCGAUGACAGGCUGAGAGGGUUCUGAGGCAGAACGGCUGAGGCUGGGGCAGGGGCCUUACCUGGGACCUAGGAUCCGAGGGGGAGCUUUGGGGUGAGGGGAUGCCCAGGCCAGGGCAGGCCAGAAAGGGGCUUUGUGGGUCAGGGCCAAACCUGCCCCCAAAUAGGGCUGUGGGAUCUCCUGGCCAUACAAGGCUCUUGGAAUCUGGACCCUGGGGACCCCAGGCAGCUGGGCCCAGCUAAAACGCUGCCGACUGUGCCCAUACCUCGUACUGUGUGCACAGCAGAUCUGGUGCCACCGAGGGGUGUUCUCCCAGCCAGCCACAGACAUGACGGAGCGCCUGACGGCCGAGCAGAUCAAGGAGUACAAGGGGGUCUUUGAGAUGUUCGACGAGGAGGGCAACGGGGAGGUGAAGACGGCGGAGCUGGAGCGGCUCAUGAGCCUGCUGGGCAUCAACCCCACCAAGAGCGAGCUGGCUUCCAUGGCCAAGGACGUGGACAGAGACAACAAAGGAUUCUUCAACUGUGACAGCUUCCUGGCCCUGAUGGGGAUUUACUGGGAGAAGGCCCAGAACCAGGAGGGCGAGCUGAGGGCAGCCUUCCGUGUCUUCGACAAGGAGGGCAAGGGCUACAUCGACUGGAACACGCUUAAGUACGUGCUCAUGAACGCAGGUGAGCCCCUCAAUGAGGUAGAGGCCGAGCAGAUGAUGAAGGAGGCUGACAAGGACGGAGACGGAACCAUUGACUAUGAGGGUGAGUCGGGGACAGGCCUGGGAGCUGGGUGGCUGGGCCAGGCCGGUGGCUGACCUGUCCUCCUGCUCCCAGAGUUUGUGGCCAUGAUGACCGGAGAGUCCUUCAAGCUGGUCCAGUAGGAGCAGGUGCUAUGGCCCUGGGAGGCCUGCCCGAAGAAGGCCACUGCCUGCUGCGGCCCACGCUGCUGCCCAGCCUGCCCCCCCCGCCCCCCCCGGCCAAUAAACACUCCAGACAGA